Molecule: messenger RNA, 1385 nt
Organism: Nasonia vitripennis (jewel wasp)
Lineage: Eukaryota; Metazoa; Arthropoda; Insecta; Hymenoptera; Pteromalidae
Gene: Or294
Product: odorant receptor 294
Exons: 6
Coding region: 166-1296 (376 amino acids)
Biological process (GO): detection of chemical stimulus involved in sensory perception of smell; sensory perception of smell
Cellular component (GO): plasma membrane
Molecular function (GO): odorant binding; olfactory receptor activity
Source: RefSeq, a predicted model, not a curated record
GUACGAGAUUGAAGCUGGCGAAGAGGGCAUCCGAGAGUUUGUACUUUACGUGCUGAGCGCGAAGGGAAGUUCGAGAUUGCAGAGCAGAUGCUAGUUGCAAAGUUAUAUUGUAUAUUAGCAUACUGCAAGGCACAAAACAAAUAACGAUCGACACAAUAAGGAGAUAUGAAUAUUAAGUCGGCGGAGUCUAGCCUUCAGAGCACAACAUUCGAAUACGAGGCAAUAUUUCACAAGGUCGUGGGAGUGUGGCCAGGUGAUGAUUAUUUUCUAGCCAGAUACAGUCGAAUUAGAGGCUACGUGCUGGCGGCUUUCGCAGUCGUAGUCUGCGUCUUUCAGUUCACCGCGCUGUUGGAGGCGAAUUCAGACGAUGUGCCCGAAACCAUAAUCGAGGGAAUGGGAGCUAUAAUCCCGAUAGUAAAAAUUGUGCCAGUAAUAUGUUACAGGAAUGAUUUCAUAAACCUGAUGCGGAUGACCAAAGAGAUCAAUGAGUUUUCAACGCUGACUGACGAAGAAGAGACUAUCCACAUCGACUGGCAGAGUGUUCAGGACAAAUUGAUGAAAAUUAUCAGCAGAUAUUACUUUUUAACCGUAAUAGGGCUGUAUUUUGUUGCCCCGAUGUUUCGAAACGCGUUACCCCUGCGAGGAAUCGUACCAGAAGUAUUACGUGUGACUCCUUGGUUUCAAAUGAUUUACGUUCUACAAUGUCUGCUGCUUCUGUCGAAUGUGAUCACUUCCAUAUCCAGCGACGCUUUUUCCGUAACAUUCAUGUGUCAGCUCUGCAAACAACUAGAACUUGUCCAGUGUUCUAUCAAGCAUUUAGGCAGCCACACCAAAGUCAACCUAGCCGAAACGAUAAAUAGACACGCUGUCGCCUUGGACUAUGGUCAACGGGUCUGCAACACCUUGAAGACCAUGUUUCUUCUUCAACAUAUUUUUAUAUCGAUGUUUCUAUGCUUCGCCGGUGUCAUCGUCCUCAAUACACAGAAUUCUCUAAUCCUGAUGAAGAUGAUCGUCAUCUCCGUGAUCUUCGUGUCCACGCUUCUGAUAAUCUGCUUUGUAGGUGAAACCAUCACGAGCUCGAGUCUGAAAAUUGCCAGUGCAACUGAGAGCAGUAACUACGAAAUCUUUUUGGGUGACGUUUCGACUCUCAGGACGGUGAGCUUUAUACUGUGUCGAGCUCAGAAACCAUUGCGUAUGGCUGUUUCUUUGAGCGGCAGUAUGAACCUUAGCUUCUUCACUGAAACCAUGAAUAAGCUCGUUUCGGCUUUUAUGAUUCUGAGGACUAUGAUGGAGUGAUGUACAAUAUUGUAUAAGGAUAUGUACACUGAAAAUUGGAGCUUUAAUUAAAUGUCCUAAUAAAUAAAGAUUUUAGUUCUACCGUUAAA